Messenger RNA from Limanda limanda (common dab), 1964 nucleotides. It is a transcript of the gene jam2a, whose product is annotated as junctional adhesion molecule 2a. Gene Ontology annotation, cellular component: cell surface; protein complex involved in cell adhesion; tight junction. Gene Ontology annotation, biological process: leukocyte tethering or rolling. The record is from RefSeq and is a predicted model, not a curated record. The transcript has 11 exons. Lineage: Eukaryota; Metazoa; Chordata; Actinopteri; Pleuronectiformes; Pleuronectidae. The coding region runs from base 145 to 1077 and encodes 310 amino acids.
CCCCUCCUCCCUCCUGGAGAGCAGGUCCUUUCCCUGGAAGCUGGAUGAAUUAUCGGGGAGUUGGGAACAAGUGCGAGAAGCAAGCGUCGGCUCCUCGCUGCUCCGGCCAGGGAAGAAGAGACUCCGGAGCCCGAGCUACGGAGGAUGAUGGAGGGGACGUCCCUGUAUCUGCCUGUUGUGGUUCUACUCAUGCAAUGUUCCCCGUCUGUUCCCGUUACCGUGUCGACCAACAGUCCCAAGGUGGAGGUGCGCGAGUUCUCAGACGCGGUGCUGUCCUGCCAGUUCCGCACGGAGAAGGACCAGCACCCGCGCAUCGAGUGGAAGAAGAAGGGGAAAGGGGUUUCCUUCGUGUACUUUGACGGAAACUUCAAAGUUCCCUUCGAAGGCCGCGCCACCAUUGAUGGCGCCACGGUGACCCUGCAGCGGGUGACCCAGGAGGACGCCGGCGACUACCGCUGUGAGAUCAGUGCUCCUCAGGACUCCGUCACCCUGGGCGAGACCAACGUGACGCUGAAAGUCCUCGUGCCCCCCCACACCCCGUCCUGCGAGAUCCCCAGCUCGGCGGUGACGGGCUCGGUGGUGAAGCUGCGCUGCCGGGACCAGCAGAGCAUCCCGCCCGCCACGUACUCCUGGUUCAAGGACAACCUGCCAAUCAGCACGCCACGCCACGCCAACGCCACCUAUCUAAUCAACUCACACACGGGAGUACUGGAGUUUAAAGCUGUAGCCAAAGAGGACACCGGCCGGUACAGCUGCCUGGCAUCCAACGGGGUGGGACCGCCCAAAACUUGCGAGGCCAAGCACAUGGCAAUAGAGGAUGUCAACAUCACCGCCGUGGUGGCGGCCGUGGUGGUGGUCGCCCUGUUGGUCAUGGUGUGCAGCUGUGGCGGGCUCCUCCUGCACCGCAACGGUUUCUUCAGCCCAGGACACAGAGGAAGGUCCUUUUGGAUCUCCCAGUGUCAUGGUGCAGCCCACAUCAGCAGCCAAACCCUGCACAGAACAGAGGACACGUCCAAUGUCAACUACGUCCCUCCACCCCAAGAAGAUUUUAAACACACCCAGUCGUUCAUGCUCUGAGAAGCUGGCCUUUCUUUGAGGAGACGUCACCCUCGUGAAAAAGGUGCCAACACUGGAUUCUCUGAUUUAGUCUUUUCUUUCUCUGGACCCUGAAUGAGCUCUUGAUCUUCCACCACAUGCUAAUUUCAAUCUUCCUUCCUCUACCGCUCCCUCUCGGACGAGAUUACGAAAAGCAAAACUGCAAGGCUUCUUACUCUCCUGCUUUGCUGUGUGGCUCGACUCUUGUCAUUGAUGUGUUCUGCUCUUAUGGGAUUAAGUAGUUUCAUGGCCCUCUGCUCCCCCCUGGUGGUCAGAUACAGGAACUACUGGAGACUUAAACUCACUUUUCUUCCCUCUGCAGGCCGCUUAUUUACGUCUGUUUUGUUUUACCAAAGACUGACAGUUAAAUCUAAAAGGACAUUUAGAAUCUUUGUUUGAAAAAGUGAAUCAUCACAUGGGGAUUUCUCGUUAAAGCCAUAGGGAAUGACCAGUUCAGUCGACUCCAACAUUAAUGCAGUUUACCUCAGCCAGUAUUGUCUUCUGUAAUACUUCCCAGGGGCCACAGUGCCACAAAAGACCCUUGUGGUCUUGUAAGAAUACAAACACAGACAAAGCCAGUCCGGAAGAACAGGAAGCCGCUCCAGCCAAUUCUAUUGAGACCAACCCCAUUCCAUCCUGAUGUGCCUGCAUGGUCUUUUUAUACACAUAUACAUAUAUAUAUAUAUAUAUAUAAAUAUAUAUAUACCUUGUGCCUUUUAAUUUGUCUGUCAUGUAUCUAUGAAACACAGCUUUUUGUAAAGAAUUUGCCUUACUUUUUUCUGUCUUUAUAUUUUUGUGCCACUGUUUAUCAAAAAUUGAGUGUCUGUUUUUAGACAGUGUGUGAAUGGAUUGUUCAGAGUUUUAUUUGA